UCACCAUGGUGAAGCCGCGCUUCAAGGGCCGCGCCAGCCUCAACCCGUCGCGGGCCAGCACCAACCCCGAUCGGCCGGCGGAGGCUGCAGGCGGCAACAUGAGGGACCGGGCCACCAUCCGGCGCCUUAACAUGUACCGGCAGAAGGAGCGUAGGAACAAUCGUGGGAAGUUGAUCCGGCCGCUCCAGUUCCAGUCCACGGUGGCACCAGGCACAGUGGCAAGAGUGGAGCCCAACAUCAAGUGGUUUGGAAACACUCGUGUGAUCAAGCAGUUGUCCCUCCAGAAAUUUCAAGAGGAGAUGGAGACUGUGAUGAAGGACCCCUACAGAGUGGUCAUGAAGCACAGUAAACUGCCUAUGUCCCUCCUGCACGACCGAAUUAAGCCUCACAAUGCCAAAUGUCACAUUCUUGACACUGAAACCUUUGAAACAACGUUUGGCCCCAAAUCGCUCAGGAAGCGGCCAAACCUCUCAGCGAGUGAUGUGCAGUCGCUGCUGGACAACGCCGUGGCCGAGGCAAGCAGCUACGACAAAGACAAGGACCGGGAUUUAGUGGUGGAGGAUACAGGAGUGAGGGAAGAGGCACAAGAAGAGAUAUACAAGAAGGGGCAGUCCAAGCGGAUCUGGGGAGAGCUUUACAAGGUGAUUGAUUCAUCUGAUGUAGUGGUGCAGGUGCUGGAUGCGAGAGACCCAAUGGGAACCCGCUCCCCGCACGUGGAGAGCUACCUGAAGAAAGAGAAACACUGGAAGCAUCUCAUUUUUGUCUUGAACAAAUGUGACCUUGUGCCUACCUGGGCCACGAGACGCUGGGUGGCCAUUCUCUCCCAGGAGUAUCCCACCUUGGCCUUCCAUGCAAGCCUCACAAACCCCUUUGGAAAAGGAGCCUUCAUCCAGCUUCUGAGACAGUUUGGCAAGCUGCAUGUGGACAAGAAGCAGAUCAGCGUGGGCUUCAUUGGCUACCCCAACGUGGGGAAGAGCUCCGUGAUCAACACGCUGCGAUCCAAGAAGGUCUGCAACGUGGCUCCAAUUGCUGGCGAAACCAAGGUGUGGCAGUACAUCACCUUGAUGCGCCGCAUAUUCCUCAUCGAUUGCCCAGGAGUGGUGUAUCCGUCGGGAGACACGGAAACCGACAUUGUGCUGAAAGGAGUGGUUCAAGUUGAGAAAAUCAAGUGUCCAGAAGAUCACAUUGCCACAGUGCUGGAGCGAGCCAAGCCAGAGUACAUCAGCAAAACGUACAAAGUAGAUGCCUGGGAAAAUGCGGAGGAUUUCCUUGAGAAGCUGGCCGCCAAGACUGGGAAGCUGCUCAAGGGGGGAGAGCCCGAUGUGCGCACAGUGAGCAAGAUGGUGCUGAACGAUUGGCAGAGGGGCCGCAUUCCUUUCUUCGUGAAGCCCCCAAAUAUGGAGCAGGGCCCUCAGGCCACAGCAGCUGCCUCAGCAUUCACAACCACAAGCCAAUGUGAGGAGUCUGGGGAAACCACAAGCCAGUGUGAGGAGUCUGGAGAAACCAUGAGCUCGACAGAGACACCCAACGAGCAGGCUGUGAGGGACGACUGCCCCAGUACAACAGCAACGCCGUGGCCUUUGUCGCACGUGCGGCAGAACUUCGGGGAGAUCCAUGUGGUUCCUCACUUCUCGCAAGAGGACUUGGUCCCUGUGGACGUGUCAGAUGGCAACGAAACAGACAGCGACCCAGAGGAAGGUGGCCAGCUUCAGGAGGCAGACAGUGGGCCUUCGGGCAAGGCAGACAGCAGGCAGGAUUCCAAGGCUGUGCUGAAGUCUCUGGAAGAGAAGAUUGCCAAAUACAAGAGAUUCUUGGAAAAGGCCAAGACCAAGAGGUUCUCUGCAAUAAGAAUCCCGAAAGGGCUGAGCGAAAAAGUCUUUGCAAAGUCUCAGUCGAACGCAGCGAAUGGCAACACCAGAGGGAAUCGGCGGAAAGCUGAGAAAAGGAAGAAACAAGAGGAAGACGAGGAGGAGGCCGAUGCUCAUCAGAUGAAGAAGCCUUGCAAGAAACUAAGUUCCAAGGAGCGGAGAGCAGAGCAGCGGCAGCAGCGGCCCAAGAAAACUGGUGCCCGUUAUUAUGACACUCACAAUGUCAAAAAUAAAAACCAGAACAAGAAAAAAUGCAAUGGGGAAGGUCAGAGACCGAAAACAAAGAGAAAUAAAGGCAAACAGUAGUUUCUU
Euleptes europaea (tarantolino) is the source of this 2180-nucleotide messenger RNA. It is a transcript of the gene GNL2, whose product is annotated as G protein nucleolar 2. Bases 6 to 2174 code for a protein of 722 amino acids. The record is from RefSeq and is a predicted model, not a curated record. NCBI's taxonomy places the organism in Eukaryota, Metazoa, Chordata, Lepidosauria, Squamata, Sphaerodactylidae. Gene Ontology annotation, molecular function: GTP binding. The transcript has 16 exons. Gene Ontology annotation, cellular component: nucleolus.